Molecule: messenger RNA, 1227 nt
Organism: Dioscorea cayenensis subsp. rotundata (Guinea yam)
Lineage: Eukaryota; Viridiplantae; Streptophyta; Magnoliopsida; Dioscoreales; Dioscoreaceae
Product: serine/threonine-protein phosphatase 7 long form homolog
Exons: 4
Coding region: 1-1227 (408 amino acids)
Biological process (GO): meristem maintenance; meristem development
Source: RefSeq, a predicted model, not a curated record
AUGGCGAAGCAUGUUUAUGUAGAUAACCUACCUGAUCGGGUUCUUAGGUGUAGACAUGUGUCUAUCGUAGAGCCUCCUCCAGAAAUCGUAAGCCUUUUAAGAGAAGCCGAGUUCUAUCAUGAGGCUCAAAUUCGUAAUUUCCGAAUUGAUGCUACUCUUGUGAGCACAUUAGUGGAGAGAUGGCGGACUGAAACACACACAUUCCACCUUACAUGUUGUGAGACAACAAUCACAUUGGAAGAUGUGGCGCUAUUACUUGGCUUACCCAUUAACGGCCACGAAGUUAUCGGGCAGACUUCCGGCUUAGGAAGUGCUGUCUGUGCAGAGUUGCUCGGAGUGGUCCCAUCGGUGGAGCAAAGGAAAGGUCAGAGUAUAACUCUAACGUGGCUUGAGGAAACAUUUGGCAUGUUGCCAUACGAUGCAAGUCAACACCAGAUAGAAUAUUAUGCACGUGCCUAUAUCCUAAGGCUUAUUGGUUGUGUUCUCAUGCCAGAUAUGUCUCAGAACAGGUUUCAUCUGAAGUGGUUACCACUUCUGAGGGAUUUUACAGAAGCAGGAAGAUAUAGUUGGGGUGCAGCAUGUCUAGAUUUCAAGUAUAUCCCCUCAAACCCGUGCUAUCGUAACCUUUCUUCUGGCUUGAAGGUAUUAAUAAUCGUUGAUUAUUUGGCAAAUAAUUUUGAACAGUUUAUAUGGCGGCCUUAUGAUUCGAACAAGAUAAUCGCACAAGUGCCACAUGACAUUUUUGCGGACAGACCUUUAUGGACUGCAUUUACAUCAUUAAUUUGCUUCGAAGUUGUUGAGUGGCACCAAACAGAUCGAGUGACAAAACAAUUUGGCUUCGCCCAAGGUGUUCCUCUCAAUCUAGUUUGCAUUGGACUGACCCAUGAUCAUGAUCUUCGUGGUAGAAUUGACACAGAUUGGGCAUUGAUGCACAAAAGAUGGAUUGGAUACUGGAGAGAUAGAGCGUCACGUUGCCUCAGCCUCCAUAUUCUUGCUGGGAAUAACGCAAUGUCUGUGGAAUAUUAUGACUGGUAUACUACUAAUACCAUACUAUUUUUAUCGACAGAUCAGGACCUGUUGGAUCCUCGUACGAGAGCGAACACUCUUCCAGCGCCCCUCAGAGCGUUUCCAACAGUAGUUGUAGAUGUGUCACCACCGAGUCCUCCUGCACGAAGACGUCGUCAGCAUAAUUCUCGGGCCAAAAAUGACGAGGCACAUAUUCCUUGA